This is a messenger RNA of Harmonia axyridis, 3252 nucleotides long. RefSeq lists its product as uncharacterized. The transcript is spliced from 3 exons. Gene Ontology annotation, molecular function: zinc ion binding; nucleic acid binding. The coding region runs from base 1588 to 3252 and encodes 554 amino acids. The record is from RefSeq and is a predicted model, not a curated record. Lineage: Eukaryota; Metazoa; Arthropoda; Insecta; Coleoptera; Coccinellidae.
UAAACGAUUAAUAUCAACAACUGUGUAUUAGUAUCUUAUAUACCUUAAAUAUAUUCCAAUAGGUUAUAGGCUCAGUGCACGCUUUAAACUGCGCAACGAGGUAAACAACUGUUCUGUACACACGAGAUAAAUAUUGAGGUGAGUUGAAUUUCAACAAAAUUACAAUACAAGAUAUUUUAUUUAGUUCAGUGAAUGGAAAUGAAUUAUUUCAUAUUCAUUCCUGAAAUAGAGAAUUCCUGUUAUACAGUAUAUAUUGUAUUUGGAAAUAAUGUGUUUACCUUUCUAUUAGAGAAAUGAGAUAUUUUACUAUACACAUGAUUUAUAGAUUUAGAUUCAGAGGUUGAACUUUAGUUUUACUAUAGUGAUUUUGCUAACAUACUGUCUGUUUUAGAUUUGAAGAUUCUACAUACCUACAGCACCUAGAGGUUUGGUAAUGUAAAAUUGGAUGUUUCACAUUCCACAUACAUAAGCCAGAGAUGUAGAUAUUUUGAAAGUAUAUAUAUUCAUAAUGCCUGAUAAAAUUUUGGGGAACUAUUUAUUUCACUAAACUACAAAAACUGCAGUAUGGUAAGAUUAGUGAUAAUCAAUAUUUCAGGGCUUCUCUCAUACAAUGCUUGCUGUGCUGUGUUGUUUGUUUGUAAGCUAGGGUUAUUAUAGAAUUCAAGUAUUCACCCCGUAUCUGUACAAUGGCCAUACCUAACUCAACAGGUAUUCAUUGCAGUGCGUGAUACCGCUUUUUGUAGUAAGGUGUAUAUAUAUGAGGUGGUGAUAUUUUGAAAACUUCAUAGCCUGUUUCGAAUUGUAUUAGAUUGCUGUGCGUCUGAGACAAUUCAGAAGCACGAAACAUAAUUUUAUAUCCUAUACCUGGUAGUAGAAAAUAUUAGAUGUACUAAGAGAGCAUAUAAUUCACAAAAAUUGCUUGAAAUACAUGAUAUAAAUAUUUUUGUUUCAUAAAACCUGAAAUAGAUGGCAGCCAAAGAAAAUCAAGGAAACCCAUUGGUGGAGUAUGAUAGUGAUUCAGAUUCCAGCACUUCCAUAAGUGCAGAACACAGAGGGUUCAUACAUAACGAGGAAAGAGAGAAUUGGCAGAACCAACGUAAGUUUCUUCUGAGAUUAAUAGUUGCCAUUUACUUGAUUUUACUUGAUUAGAGCAGUAUCAAUGAGUGAUACUUAAGAGACUAAAUGAAAUAUUUUAGAGAAUUGACCCCUUUUGAGAUAUUAGAGAUUUGAGAGAGGAGAAAUUGUCGACAAUAGAGAGAGUAGAGUUAUGAGAAUAUAAGAGUAUUAGAAAACCCAGGUAUAUAAAAAUUAAUUCAUGUUACAGAGGUAACUAGUGUUAUGAGAAUAAUUUUUAUUAAAUUUUAGAGAUUUAGAGUUGUGAGAAUAUUUUUUUAGAGGUUAAUUUUAGAGAUGUAGAGUGUGAGAGAACCCAGGUUUAUAAAACAAAUCCAUGUUACAGAGGGAUCCGAAAAUGUAGGACAAAACAAUGAAAUUAACCUAGUAGAAAAUAUAACAAUUCAAGCUGCUGGAGAACGGCUGAGAUUGUUAGAGAAUAGGACUAAAGAGGUGGCCAAGAGGAAUAAAGUGAUGGCUGAUCAAUUACUAGAGUCCUCCAUUAUAUUGAAGGAAGUGAUGAACAGUGCUAGACAAAUGGUACAGGCUCUAACACAGCUAUCACAAAACAAUCUGGAAGCAGAGAAAACCCGUCUCAAAAUUAUCGAAGAAAAGAACAGGAACCUUGUUCAAGCGGAAGCUCAAGCCCCAAAAAGAAAAACCACGGAAGACAAUGGGACCGCGGCAAAAAGGGCAAAAACUUCUGUGGACAACAGCUCAAACCAGGAAGAAGGAUCGAGAGACUUGUCGGAGCAAGAGCUGCUUAGCAACAAGAUGAGUAUUAAGAGGGAAUAUAAGCUCAAGAAAAAUGCAAAUUUUGAGAUCUGGAUCGACAGUCUGAGAUCCGAGCUUUUGACAAAUGAUUUGUUGGAUGUCAUAGAGCCAAGUACGAGUGACCACACUUGGUCAGAGGCAAACAAAUCUAAAAGAAGCAAUUGGGUACGAGAUAUAAUCAUCAACAGGAUUGACGAGAACUACCAUAAGAAAAUUCUCAAUAUCCGAGAUCCUGUUGAGAUAAUUAAAAUUUUGAGGUCCUCCAGGAAGUGCGAAUCGAAUGUGACGCACACUUCAGUAAGAUCUCGCUUGUACUCCAUCAAAAUGGAGAGACACGAAACAGUAGAUGAUUUCUGCGAAAGAUUUGACUCAAUAGUGAUAGAAUAUGAAGCGUGCGAGGAUGUGAUCGAGCUCACCGCCCAAGAGAUGAGAUCUGCUUUUUACCAGGCUGUAUCACCAGUCACACCCGAACUAAGAAAUGCAGAUCUGAUCCGGAGACAGACCUCAAAUCAAGAAAUGACCCUAGAUGAGAUCAAGACUUUCAUCUCUCGAUUAGAGGCUGAGAAGAGGUCUGAGAUUAAAAAGGAGAUCCCAACAAUUCAACGGGUACAAAAAUUGAAAUGCUUCCGCUGCAACGAAGAGGGACACUGGUCAACAGAGUGCAAUCUGAGGCAACAAAAUAAAUGGUACUGCUUCGGCUGUGGGGAAAUCAAGAGCCAUAAGAAGGAGGAUUGCCCUAACAACAGUAAUACGAACAAGACUAGGCCUGUUAAAUUCAGAGGAUCGAGUAGAGGCAGGUUAAUCAAGUCAAGCUUCAACACGAAGACGAGGACUACGAGACAGGGCCACAUAGGCCAGAGGAGAAUGAGAGGAAACGGAAGACUCGUCAAAGAUGUUCAUGUCAAGGCAAGAAGGGUUGGAAGUAUAGAGUCGAGAGAACCCAAAAACAAAACAGGUAAGCUCAGUCGAACCAUUACCUUCAUUGCAGAUUCUGGAGCAACACACCAUAUCGUAAAUGAUAGUCUGAUUUUGAGAAAUUUUGAGAGAUGUCAAAAUACGAGUAUAAAGAGUGCUAAUAAAAAGGAGAUAGCAGAUAUUGUAAUCGAUGGUAAAGGUGAGUUAAUCUUGGAUUCAGAUUUUAGAGGUGAGAAAACGAUGAAAUUGCAAAAUGUAUUUGCAGCCAAAGAUGUUUCUGAGAAUUUGCUUUCCUUACGUAAACUUGCAGACUCUGGGUUCAAGAUUUACCUAGAUAACAAAGUUCUUAGAGUUUACAACAAGGUUAAUAAUGAGAUUGUUUUAGAGGGACAGUAUGAAAAACCGAACUGGAUUCUAAACUUCAAAAGCAACGAUAAGCGAAGAAGAUGA